Delphinapterus leucas (beluga whale) is the source of this 1587-nucleotide messenger RNA. RefSeq names its product sialic acid binding Ig like lectin 15 (gene SIGLEC15). Lineage: Eukaryota; Metazoa; Chordata; Mammalia; Artiodactyla; Monodontidae. The record is from RefSeq and is a predicted model, not a curated record. Gene Ontology annotation, cellular component: plasma membrane. Gene Ontology annotation, biological process: regulation of bone resorption; regulation of osteoclast development; regulation of actin cytoskeleton organization.
AUGCGGGUCCCCAUCACCUCGUGGCUGCUUGAAGGAGAAUUAGAUCAUGGGUGGAAGGCCCCCAGCACAGUCCUGGCGCUCAGCGGUUGUGCAGUAAAUGAUCUGCUUUUAGAAAGCGGGAGGGAGGCUCGGCGAGGUCAGGGCACUUCUGGGUGUCACAGGCUGGAUGUGAACUGGAGUCUCCUGAGUGCCAGCCCAGCCCUUGCCAUCGCCUACACCUACGUGCAGUGGGUGUCCUAUGAGGAAAGUACUAUGUACCCCAUUUUGCAGCAGAGGAACCUGAGACCUGGGACAUUAAGCAACUCGCCCAAAGAUCUCCCUGCUCUGCUGAGGCGGCAGCUCCUUUCUCAUGGGGCUUUCAAUCAACCCCUGCCCACCCACCCUUCCUGCCAGCCCGGGCACCCUCCCUUCUGCUCCCUCUCAGCAAUUCAAUUCAACGUCAACUACUAUGUGGCAGGAUCAUUUGUCAGAACUAAAAGAGAUACCACCAGGAACUUGCUCAACACAGAGCUGCACAGUGCGCCGGCGCAGCGCUGGUCCAUGAAGUUGCCGGCCGAGGUGAGUGCGGCGGCGGGCGAGGCGGCAGUGCUGCCCUGCACCUUCACACACCCGCACCGCCACUACGACGGGCCGCUCACGGCCAUCUGGCGCGCGGGCGAGCCAUACACGGGCCCGCAGGUGUUCCGGUGCGCGGCGGCGCGGAGCAGCGAGCUCUGCCAGACGGCGCUCAGCCUGCACGGCCGCUUCCGGCUGCUCGGCAACCCGCGCCGCAACGACCUGUCGCUGCGCGUCGAGCGCCUAGCGCUGGCCGACGACGGCCGCUACUUCUGCCGCGUCGAGUUUGCCGGCGACGUCCACGAGCGCUACGAGAGCCGCCACGGCGUCCGGCUCCGCGUGACCGCCGCCCCACGGAUCGUCAACAUCUCAGUGCUACCCGGCCCGGCGCACGCCUUCCACGCGCUCUGCACGGCUGAAGGGGAGCCGCCACCCACCCUCGCCUGGUCCGGCCCAGCACUGGGCAACGGCUUGGCCUCUGUGCCGAGCCCAGGUCAAGAUCACGGCCAUCAGGUGACCGCCGAGCUGCCUGUGCUGGCCCACGACGGCCGCUACACGUGCGCGGCCUCCAACAGCCUGGGCCGCGCCGAAGCCAGUGUCUACUUGUUCCGUUUCCACGGUGCCUCCAGGGCCUCAACAAUCGCCCUCCUGCUCGGUGCGCUUGGCCUCAAGGUGCUUCUGCUGCUCGGCGUUCUGGCCGCCCGCGCCGCAGCCCGCCGCCGCCCAGGUGGGUGCGCCCCAGGCCAGGAUAGGUGCGAGGGGCGGCCGGGGCUCUCCUCCAGGCUGACCACCUGGCAUGACACAAAGUACCCAGUCACCCAGGACGCCUCACCGCGGCCCCAAGCUCAGGAGUCCAAUUAUGAAAAUUUGGGCCAGAUGAGUCCUCAGGGUCCACCAGCAGCCAUGUGUUCACCUUGAGGAGCCCAUUGGCCACCAGCAUCCCCUGGACACCAUGAGGAAUGAAAGCCAACAUGUGGCUUGGCUGGGAUGGCCCUUCCUGGCUCCCAGGCACCUUGGCAGCCCUAGCCUGGC